Molecule: messenger RNA, 711 nt
Organism: Pygoscelis adeliae (Adelie penguin)
Lineage: Eukaryota; Metazoa; Chordata; Aves; Sphenisciformes; Spheniscidae
Exons: 6
Biological process (GO): negative regulation of apoptotic process; positive regulation of angiogenesis; positive regulation of canonical NF-kappaB signal transduction
Source: RefSeq, a predicted model, not a curated record
GUUCCAGUGAAUGGCCAGCUUAUAACAUCAGUCAACAUCAGAGAGAAAAAGCUCCUCAAGCCCAAGAAGAAGAGGAAGGCCCAGUGCUCAGACAAGGAGGUGCCAAAAGAUCUGCUUUUGGUGGAAAAAGACAAACUGCAAGAGGAGGAAGGAGUUUGGCAGACCAAAAUCAGCAGCCGAGAAAAGAGACACUUAAGGAAGGAAAGGCUGAAACAAAAAGAAGACCCCAGCAGAGCAUCCCUGGGUAGCUCAGCGGUUGAGCCAGCCUUUGGCUGGGAUGAGAAGGGAGCAGUAUGGCCACUCACAGAGGACACCAGUGGCGGUGGAAAAGGUGCUCUCGUUGCCAAGGCAGAGUGUGGGACCGUGCUGAAGGCCUCAGGAGCCAUACAGGAAGAAUCGGUGCCCUCCCAGUCAGAAGAGGAUGUUUUCUGCAACGUAGGAACAUGGGAUAUUGCAGAAGUAAAAUCCUGUCCUGUGACCUUUGGGACGUUACCAGAGCUGUCCAGGGAGUUAGGAUCGAGUGAAGUAUCUAUUUAUACCCCUGUUGUUGGGAGGCCUUACCCUGCUCUUGCAGGGAUGAUGUCUGACGAGCCGAGCAGAUCCCUUCUUGCUCUAGCUGCUCUGAUUGCCUUAACUACAGGAGAACCCAGAGUGUCUGAAUGCAUUGAGGAGAAAAGACUGCGGUCGUCUUGCUUCUCUGCCCAGCGGUAA